Brachypodium distachyon (stiff brome) is the source of this 2198-nucleotide messenger RNA. RefSeq names its product probable auxin efflux carrier component 5b. Gene Ontology annotation, molecular function: auxin efflux transmembrane transporter activity. Gene Ontology annotation, biological process: auxin export across the plasma membrane; auxin polar transport. The transcript is spliced from 5 exons. The record is from RefSeq and is a predicted model, not a curated record. Lineage: Eukaryota; Viridiplantae; Streptophyta; Magnoliopsida; Poales; Poaceae. Gene Ontology annotation, cellular component: endoplasmic reticulum; plasma membrane. Bases 186 to 1283 code for a protein of 365 amino acids.
GCUAGGCACAAAGGAAAGGGAAACGGCUCCGACCGCGAAAAUCAAACAUCACACCAGCAUGUGGGUCGUGACAGAGGAGACGAACAUAUAUAUACCGUGCAGAUAGCUAGCUAGCUCUCUCAAUAGAUCGGCAUUCACGGCAAAGAGUUAAACUAAGAGUGCGGCCGGGUCGGAGGAGGGAGAUCAUGAUAGGAUGGGGCGACGUGUACAAGGUGGUGGCCGCCAUGGCGCCGCUCUACUUCGCGCUGGCGCUGGGCUACUGCUCGGUGCGUCGGUGGAAGCUCUUCACCCCCGACCAGUGCGACGCCGUGAACCGCCUGGUGGCCUACUUCGCCGUGCCCUUCUUCGCCUUCGACUUCUCCGCCCGCAUCAACCCCUACGCGCUCAACUACCGCGUCCUCGCCGCCGACGCGCUCUCGAAGCUCGCCGUCGCGCUCGCCCUCGCCGCCUGGGCCGCCGCCGUCAAGGCCAAGCAGCGCGGCGCCGGCGGAGAUAAGCUGCUGGCGGCGUCUUCGGGGUGGUGCAUCACGGGGUUCUCGCUGGCGACGCUGAACAACACGCUGGUGGUCGGGGUGCCGCUGCUGGACGCCAUGUACGGGCCCUGGGCGCGCGACCUCGUCGUGCAGCUCUCCGUGGUGCAGAUCAUCGUCUACUUCCCGCUGCUGCUGCUGGCCUUCGAGGCCAGGCGGGCUUGCGCUGGCGGCGCCGGGAAUAAGCCGGCCGCUCCGCCGGCGAGCGAUGAUGACGUGGAAGGGGCUGCAGGGAGGAUCGAGCCCGUCGACUAUCAGUCGGCGUGGGCGUUGGUGAGAGCGGUCGGGCUCAAGGUGGCGCGGAAUCCCAACGUGUACGCGGGCGUCCUCGGCGUCGCCUGGUCUUGUGUCACCAACAGGUGGCAUAUCGAGACGCCAAGCAUCAUCGAGGGCUCCGUGCUCAUCAUGUCCAGGACCGGGGUCGGGCUCGCCAUGUUCAGCAUGGGCCUGUUCAUGGCGCUCCAGGAGAGGAUCGUGGCGUGCGGGGCCGGCCCGACGGCGCUGGGCAUGGCGCUGAGGUUCGUCGCCGGCCCGGCGGCCACCGCCGCCGGAGCCGUCGCCCUCGGGCUCCGCGGCGACGUCCUUCGUCUCGCCAUCAUACAGGCCGCGCUUCCUCAAUCCAUUACCACGUUCGUGUUUGCCAGGGAGUAUGGCCUGCACGCCGAUGUACUAAGCACCGCGGUUAUAUUUGGGACACUGGUGUCGCUCCCCGUGCUAAUCGUGUACUAUAUUGCUCUAGCCUUCGUUGGAUGAUCAUUAUGCGUGCACAGUGGCGGAGAGAUUGCAUUGCAUCUCAACACAGAACACCUUCAUCCAUCGGAGGGGUGAACAGACGAUCUGCAUGGAGCAACGCACACUGAGUGGCUGAAGAUCGCCGCACUGCUACUUGAUUUCCGUCAUCUCCGCCCAAACAAGUACGGAGUACUAGUAACUGUGGUAUUGGUAACACUUUAUCCAUUCCAUAAUAUAAGACAGAUUAGCUUUCGUUAAAGACGAGAAUUUAAGCAAACAAUACUCUAUUAGUCUGACUUUAGUAGAAGAGCAGGGGAUUGAACCAAGUAAAUACGUACAUAUAUGAUUCCUGAAUCCCGAUCGUUGCCGGGUAAUCGAACCACUUUUACCUGUAAGAAAACCUGAAGAAAGCAGUACUCCCUCCGUUUCUAAAUUGUUGUCGUUGUUUUAGUGCAAACAUGAACUAAAACUACGACAAGAAUUUAGAACAGGGCAAGUAGAAGAGCAGGAACGGAGCAAUGGCAACGAUCCUUCCGAAGGUGGAUGCCAUAGCCAACUGUGGAUGCAGAGGACCGUAGCUUCCAGGAUGCACGACACUGACACGCGCAUGUCAGCUCGCGUUCUUGGGAUCUCGAUCAUAUCGUACGCAUCAGGUGCGCGAGGUGUCGCACAGUGGCACACGCAUGGAUCGGUCGAUACCAUCGAGGACGAUUGGUGCCCAUAGAUUCACAUAGCACAUUCUAGAUGCGUGCGCAAUGCCUGGCGCCUAGCACGCCGCGUUUUCAUUUCCUCCGGAAAAAGAACCUUGUGGCAAUUGGUCUCUACUGCUGCCGAGACCGGCCAUCGAUCAUCCUGUCUCCUUGUGCUCUCAUGAUGCCAUCAACUUGUGACUUGUUUCUCCAUGGGUCGAUAUAUGUAUCUAUUUAUUUCCUUGUG